AUGGCGUCGACGAAGCCCGAUCCAGCAAUCAACGUCGAAGAAGAGGCGGAAGGAGGUGGUUCAUCCGUAGAAGGUACAAUUUUAACACCGGAAGGCGAGGCUACGAGCUUGCUCGUCUGUUACUCUCCAUGUCCCAUUGAUUUCUUCGAUCGAGAGUCUUCCGCUGCUGAGUACCUUGAAUCGGAUGAUUUCAAUAUCUGGGGAUUUUCUAACCCGAAAGAAGACGACGAGGAAGAGAUAGUUUUGGGGACUAGAUCCGGGUCGGAUCAGCAACCCGGUGGCUCAGGCGGGGAAGGGCUUCGAGUGACCGGUAUCGAUUCAGAUUCCGAUUACGAAGAUGACGUUUUGUUAGCUGUUAAUAAUGUUGUUAAUUAUAUAGAUCAAGCUGAAGGAAUCAUGAUAAACUCCGGUGAUAUCGAUCCGAGUUAUUACCUUUAUCUAGCUAGUAUGGAUGAAAAUCAUACUGAUGCCAUUCUUGGGCAAAUGUUUGAUAACGAGAUUGGAAUCAGGGGAAAUCCUCCAGCUGCUAAAAGUGUAAUUGAGGAUCUUCCAUUUGUGGUACUUACUGUGGAAGAAUUAAACAACGUUUGCGCGGUCUGUAAAGAUGAUAUGGUCGUAGAGGAGAAAGUAAAGAGGCUUCCUUGUAUGCAUUUCUACCAUGGUGAGUGUAUUGUGCCUUGGUUAGGGAUAAGGAAUACUUGUCCAGUUUGUCGGUUUGAGCUACCUACUGAUGAUCUUGAGUAUGAAAGGCAUAGGAGAUCACAUAGGAGUGACAUCAGCUUAUUCCUUACUGGGUAG
Arabis nemorensis is the source of this 798-nucleotide messenger RNA. The record is from the annotation of a GenBank genome assembly. Lineage: Eukaryota; Viridiplantae; Streptophyta; Magnoliopsida; Brassicales; Brassicaceae.